GAAGCGACGACGAAUCGAAGAGUAUCAAACACAAGACUUGUCGGCCUCGUCCAAUCAGUUUCGUUCGGUAUUACCGGGGAACGCGUUCCGUACGGAACGCGAGAGCUUUCGGGGAGUCUCGUGAAGUAUACACACGGGAUUUCAUAUCGAAAAUCUCCAGUGAUAUAAAGUCCGGUUCUCGUAAGUUCUCGAUCGCGCACAGUCGUGUAAAAUGAAGAUGGCUGCCGAGGUGAGGUGGCUCGCGCUAUUUAUCAUUUUCCUCGCAAUAACCUUUACAAACGGAAAUUUGUUUCAUCGUAAAUUCGAGUACAAGUACUCGUUCAAGCCGCCCUAUCUCGCUCAAAGGGACGGUUCCGUACCAUUCUGGGAAUACGGUGGAAAUGCAAUCGCGAGCGCUGAAAACGUCAGAAUCGCAUCCUCGCUGAGGAGCCAAAAAGGUGCAAUAUGGACGAAACAACCGAUUAAUUUCGACUGGUGGAGCGUCGAUCUCGUGUUUCGUGUUACCGGAAGGGGCAGAAUCGGUGCUGACGGUCUUGCAUUUUGGUACACCGCUUCUAAAGGCGCCUACAAUGGCACCGUAUUCGGAAGCUCCGACAUGUGGAACGGCCUCGGAAUAUUUUUCGACUCCUUCGACAAUGACAAUAAGCACAAUAAUCCUUACAUCAUGGCUGUUGUUAAUGAUGGAACACUCAUGUUCGACCAUACCAACGAUGGAACGACCCAAUUGUUGGCUGGUUGUUUGAGAGACUUCCGUAACAAACCCUUCCCCACUCGUGCCAAAAUAGAAUAUUACCAGAACACUUUAACGGUUCUGUUCCACAAUGGAAUGACAAAUAAUCUUCAAGACUAUGAAAUGUGUUUCCGGGUUGAGAAUGUUUUUCUUCCUAAGGGUGGAUAUUUUGGAGUUUCUGCGGCAACAGGUGGUCUGGCGGACGAUCAUGACGUCCUGCACUUUUUAACGGACUCGCUUCAUGUUCCUGGUCAAAUGCCUUUGGAUGGAAGACAAGUUUCCCAGGAAGACGAAAACAAGAUAACCAAAGAGUACCAGGAUUAUGCGAAGAAGCUUGAGCAGCAAAAGGAAGAUUACUUCAAAACGCAUCCUGAUGCGAAAGCAGGAAAGGAUGAAUUCGACGAAUGGUUCGAGGCUCCCAACGAACGAGAAUUGCGUCAAAUUUACGCUGCGCAUUCUCAAAUGUCUGAAGUUCUUAAAGUAAUGGAUCGUAAAUUGGACGAAGUUGUCGGCAGACAAGAGAGAACUCUCAGUCUCAUAUCGCAAGUACAGGUUGGAGGUGUCCAAACAGCGGGUCAACCGGGACAACCGGUGCUCAUCGACACGAUCCGUCGCCAAGAGGUAGAAGCUGUAUUAACAAACCAAAAUGUCAUACUCAACACCGCGAGAGAGAUCAAAUCUUUCGUUGGCGAAGUGCACUCGAAGGCAGAUACAAUAAUAAACAAUCAACUUCGAGCACCCACAGCACAGGUACAGCCGAUAGGUUACGAUUACCAAUCGCUCAUAUCCGAGAUGAGAGACGGUCUAAACACGUUGAAGCGAGACGUGACACAAACAAACGCGAAACUUGGAAGUCAAACGGGUGAUUGUCCAAAUGGAAAUUGUCUAACGACAACAAUGUUCCUCGUAUUCCUUGCAAUCCAAAUGGUUAUAUUGCUCGGUUACAAUAUUUACAAGGACAAUAAAGAAGCACAGGCGAAGAAAUUCUACUGAAACUGUACGUCAAGUGGGACGUGCGACUGGAGAGACUCGAAAAACAAAUAAAAAUGUAGAAAGAGUCAAAAGAAUAAGAGGAGUAGUGGAGGGCGCUACGGUCGCUGUUUUACUGAGGCCGCUGUAGAUGGCGGCACCGAGGCGAUUGAAAAAUACAACGGGUUCAAAGAAACAUCAGUUUUUUUUCAUUUUUUUUACAUGCAACAUUAUUAUAAGAUAUAGAGCAACUUAAUAAUAAAAUAUCAUCAUGUUACGAAUGUUAUUACGUUCCGAACAACUCAUCACUUUUGGGCGCUCAAAUCUACAAAUUCGUCGUGAUUUCGAAUGGGCUUGGGUCGUGGCGUCAUCUCUCGUCGAUUUCCAAACAAUGCGACAGAUUUCAGUCAUUUAUGUGUUUGCUUGUAACUUGACUGUGCGAAAAAAAACGAUAAUUUUUUAACGUUUUUCGUUCGAAAACAACACGUUUUACAAUUUUUCCCACAUUUUUCCUCGUCUCGCAAUUCGUUCAUAUGAAUUCGCUUAGCGUAUAUAUAUUUUUGUACUCUCACGCGAUAUUUCUUUCAGUCAUUGCGUAUUUUUUUCUUCCGCGACGUUGUUGUUUUUUUUCUCGUACUUCGUCCGACAACGCUGGGGUUGCGUUCGUUACAUUCUUCUGACAUUUUUUUCCAUCGUGUAUACUUUCGCAUUCCUGCGAUUACAAAUUUUUAAUUUAUAAGUAGAAAGGGCUGAGGAAAUUAUAAAUCAAUGAAAUUAUCACAAUAAUAUAUAUAUAUAUAUAUAUCGAUAUAUAUAAAUACAUACUCAAUGUCCAUGAAUAGUACCUACAAAAUCCCAUUCUGUCUUCUAUUCGAUUAAUAUAUGUUUGCACGAAUAUAUAUAUGUAUAAAUAUAUAUAUAUUGUUGUAAAUUAGAUUAAGAAUGUAUUAGGCCGUUAAAAUGUGUCCGAAAAGUAUGAAAUUUGUAAAAAUCGUUUUUACCAGUGUUUUCGAGAAGUAAAAUCGUAAAUGGAUUCGUUAUUGUAUAUUCGGUCUAAAUGAAUGUGUAUAAUUGAUUUAAUGAAGGAGAACAAAAAAUGGAAAUCAAA
Messenger RNA from Venturia canescens, 2807 nucleotides. RefSeq names its product protein ERGIC-53 (gene ergic53). Gene Ontology annotation, cellular component: endoplasmic reticulum-Golgi intermediate compartment; Golgi membrane; endoplasmic reticulum membrane. NCBI's taxonomy places the organism in Eukaryota, Metazoa, Arthropoda, Insecta, Hymenoptera, Ichneumonidae. The record is from RefSeq and is a predicted model, not a curated record. Gene Ontology annotation, molecular function: D-mannose binding. Gene Ontology annotation, biological process: endoplasmic reticulum to Golgi vesicle-mediated transport. Bases 212 to 1723 code for a protein of 503 amino acids. The transcript is spliced from 8 exons.